AUGGAUAUCACAUACACUUAUCAGAAAAAACGUAGCGAAUUUGGUAGGCAGUGCCUAUUUUCGGACCGCGGACCUGAUUUAAUAGACAACUAUCCCUCUAAUAAAAAAUUACAGCGAGAAUAUAUAUUGAGAGAUCCAGUAGACCGAAGUACAUUAUGUGCCCCAAUCCAAGCAGAACAUUCUCUAAACACCAUGAGAGCAGAGUACACCAACAGUGCCAUGAACCACAUAGAGGGUGGUUGGCCAAAAGACGUGAAUACUGCAGACGAAGAACAAACUAAACGCUACAGAAGAAAAAUUGAAAAAGACGAAGGAUUUAAUCAUACUAUGAUGCAACUUUUCAAAAGCAUGGAAAAUUGUAUUUUACAAAAUAACGCUAUUAAUAUUUACCAGCAGUAUUUUUCUGAUGUCGAGCCUACGCCGUUGGUCGAAAGAAGUUCCGCCAGAACCGUGAACGUUUAUCAAGACCAAAGUUCACCUACCAGACCGAUAAAUUGGAUAUCGUGGUCUCCGGAUAAUCAAUCAAAACUUGCAAUAGCUCAUUGCAAUUUGAAAUUUCAAAACUUCAUGCCUAAAGAAACUACUUUCUCUUACAUUUGGGAAGUUGAAAACCCAAAUAGGCCUUUAUUGACUCUCAAACCAGAAUAUCCAUGUGUCUGCUUGGAAUACAAUCAAAAAGAUCCCCACUCGUUAGUUAGUGGUCAGAUUAAUGGACAAGUAGCCGUCUGGGACACCAGAAAAGGUUACGUACCCGUGGAACUAAGCUUGAUGGAAAAUAGCUUUAGAGAUCCAGUGCAUUCUGUAUUGUGGAUUAAUUCCAAGAGCGGUACCGAAUUUUUUAGUGCUUCUACUGAUGGUCAAAUCAAAUGGUGGGAUACGAGGAAACUGACCGAACCAACUGAAUCUCUUAUUUUGGAUUAUGCCAAAGAUGAAGAACAAAAUAUCACUAAUGCAUUGGGAGCGUCUUGUUUGGAAUACGAAACUACUAUUCCAACUCGUUUCAUGACUGGAAGCGAACAAGGCAUUGUUGUAUCGUGCAAUAGAAAAGGCAAAACGGCUAUGGAAAAAAUGUCUGCCAGGUUUAAAGCUCACAUGGGUCCAGUUUUGGCCCUGCAAAGAAAUCCAGCAUUCGUAAAAAAUUUCCUCACCAUUGGCGAUUGGUCUGCGAAAAUUUGGUCAGAAGACUGCAGAGAAAGUUCAAUUAUAUGGACUGGAUUCCAUAAGGCGAUGCUAACAAGUGGCGCUUGGAGCCCAACGAGAUUGUCAGUGUUUUUCACUACGAGAACCGAUGGAAUUUUGGACGUAUGGGACAUUUUGCAACAGCAAAAACAAGGUUGCCUUAGCGUUAAGGUUUGCGAUGAAAAAUUAAGGUGCCUAAGAACUCACGAUAUGGGGCGUUUGGUGGCUGUUGGGAACCAAAAAGGAACCACUUAUUUGGUGGAGUUUAGCGAAAAUUUGUCCGUGUCUAAUAAAAAUGAUAAGAUGCUUCUAACUGCAAUGUUUGAAAGGGAAAGCAAAAGGGAAAAAAUAUUGGAGGCGAGGAGCAGGGAGCUGAGGCUCAAGCAAAAAACUAAACAACCCCAACAGGGAGAAGCUAUAGACGAGGAUCAAAUACAAGAAAACCUAAAAGAACUAUCUGAGCACCUUUUCGGCGAUAAUAUGGUUAAACAGGCGGAGCUGGAUUUCUACGAAAUUUUUGAACAAGCUAGAAGAGCAGAACUGCCUCCCGAACCAGAAGAAAAACAAGUAGUUGAAGCUUCCUCAAUGACGGAUGUACAAGAAGAACCGGAUGUAUCACCUCCGCCAUCUCCUGAGCCAGCUCCAGCUAAAGGAAAAGGCAAGAAAAAGAAGAAAAAAUAA
This is a messenger RNA of Ceutorhynchus assimilis (cabbage seed weevil), 1860 nucleotides long. The record is from the annotation of a GenBank genome assembly. NCBI's taxonomy places the organism in Eukaryota, Metazoa, Arthropoda, Insecta, Coleoptera, Curculionidae.